UGAAACACCUAUUCGGAUUUCUGUUAAUGACUUUGAUGUACCAUAUAAAGACUGUCUUUGCUGGUUUAGAGGUCUUCAACUAUAAAGUUGUAUCGAAUCUGAGGGAUAAAAUUCCAACGGACCUAGCAGUAUUUAACAUGAGAAAUACCUCACCAGUUCGAUGCGUCCAAAGAUGUGCUUUAAAUAAGAACUGUCUGUCAGUUUCUCUCACGAGUAAUUCUAUUUGUCAAGGAUACUCAAAAGUGUAUGGAAUAAAUUCCUCUUCUUUGAUCACUCACACAGGAACAAGAUUAUAUGCUUGGAGAAUAACAGAGGAGUCGUCUUGUAACGUAUUUGGAUAUACUUGGAACGCAUCUCUAUCGGUUUGUUACAAAAUUCACACGGGGAGCAACGUUUACCAAACAGCAGUAUCACAAUGUUCGUCGGAACACCCAAGAAGUAGACUGUUGUUGGUGGAUUCAGAGUCAAUCUACAACUUUCUUCUUGACCUUAUAGAGACCCACAACCUUGGAGCUGUCUACCUCCAAGGGACACGCACCCCUGGAUCAGCGUACGUUGACGACGAAGGUCGACCAAUCCCAUUUUUCCGCUGGGAUGUGGGAGAACCAGAACCUACAGGGGAUUAUCUCCGCACAGAUGACGUUAGCAGACUGCAGGAAGUCUCUACAGGCGUUAAUGCUUAUAACUAUAUAUGCAGCAUAUAUAACUAUUUUUGAGUAGUCAACUGACAUUAUGUUUUUUUCAGAAAUAGCAGUGUCUCAGCAUUAAUAAAUAUUUGAAACUUUUUGACGUGUCAAAAUUU
Molecule: messenger RNA, 802 nt
Organism: Magallana angulata
Lineage: Eukaryota; Metazoa; Mollusca; Bivalvia; Ostreida; Ostreidae
Exons: 3
Coding region: 27-716 (229 amino acids)
Source: RefSeq, a predicted model, not a curated record